CCACACCUCUUGUCCCUCCAGCGCUGACCCGCUUGCCGCCAAGCUGCACAGCAUCCUCACGGAUGAGGCUUUUGAGUUUUACUGUAGCCAGUGCCACAAACAAAUCAACCGCCUUGAGGAUCUUUCUGCUCGCCUGAACGAUCUUGAAAAGAAUAGUCCAUCGAAGCGGCUGUCCAGCAAGAAGGUGGCAAGGCACCUGCAUCAGUCAGGGGCCCUGACCAUGGAGGCCCUGCAGGACCCUCCCCCAGACCCCGUGGAGGGCAUGGAAGAGGACAUUGCUGACAAGGUUGUCUUCCUGGAGAAGCGAGUGUCGGAGCUAGAAAAGGACACGGCUGCCAACGGGGAGCAGCACAGCCGGCUGAGGCAGGAGAACCUCCAGCUGGUACACAGAGCCAACGCCCUGGAGGAGCAGCUCAAGGAGCAGGAGCUGAGAGCCUGCGAGAUGGUCCUGGAGGAGACACGCAAGCAGAAGGAGCUCCUGUGCAAGAUGGAGCGAGAGAAGAGCAUCGAGAUCGAGAACCUGCAGGCCAGGCUGCAGCAGCUGGAUGAGGAGAACAGUGAGCUGAGGUCCUGCACGCCCUGCCUGAAGGCCAGCAUCGAGCGCCUGGAGGAGGAGAAGCGGAAGCUGCUGGAUGAGAUUGAGGAGCUGUCUCUGCGGCUCAGUGAGGAACAGGAGAACAGGAGGAAGCUGGGGGACAGGCUGAGCCAUGAGAGGCACCAGUUCCAGAGGGACAAGGAGGCGACCCAGGAGCUGAUCGAGGACCUGCGCAAGCAGCUGGAGCAUCUACAGCUCUUCAAGCUGGAGGCCGAGCAGAGGAGGGGCCGCAGCAGCAGCGCAGGCCUGCAGGAGUACAACAGCCGCACGCGGGAGAGUGAGCUGGAGCAGGAGGUCCGGAGGCUGAAGCAGGACAACCGCAGCCUGAAGGAGCAGAAUGACGAGCUCAACGGGCAGAUCAUCAACCUGAGCAUCCAGGGCGCCAAGAACCUCUUCUCCACGGCCUUCUCUGAGUCUCUGGCCGCAGAGAUCAGCUCUGUCUCCCGCGACGAGCUCAUGGACGCCAUCCAGAAGCAGGAGGAGAUCAACUUCCGCCUGCAGGACUACAUCGACAGGAUCAUCGUGGCCAUCAUGGAGACCAACCCGUCCAUCCUGGAGGUCAAGUAGUGCCACUCGGAGGGGCUCCAGCGCAGCACGCACACGGCCGAGACCGAGGUCCCUCACCCACCGUGGAGCACACAGCUGGGCUGGGCAGGGCAGGGCGGGGGAGGAGGGAUGCUGGGACCAGAGCCCACGGUGGCUCUGGCCUCUCGCUAUGCCCUCCUUUCUGCAGAGAAUGAGGGACAGUCUCUCAGGCUGGGGUGAACCCCUCUGUGACCUCUCCCACACUUCCUGCCUUGACAGGGAAGAAAGGAAUGAAAUGGGUCCCCACCGGGGGUGCUGCUGCCUGUGCCCGCCAGGCACCCUGACCUGGUGCCAUCCAAGUCUCAGCCGCUCCUGGAUGGCAUGGAAGCCCCAGGACCCUGGCGCCAGACAUGGUGGGGCAGGGGGAGGACAAGCAGGAGAGGCCAGUGUGUGUCAGGGUCUGGCCAGGAGCUGCAGGGCCCCCCCUCAGCUUUCCUGGAGCUGCUCAGGCUGGCACCCAACCAGAAGGGGCCCCUUGGUCCAGCUUCAGGCCCAGGGGCCUCUAGGCCGUGGGCCUGUGCUCACGGCCAGCCCCUCGCUGCAGUAACCCUGGGCGCUGACCCUCCUGUAACUUGAGAGUCAUGGCGUGGAAUGUGCUGUCUGCAUCGGGUGGGUGUUGCUGUUCCCCUCUGACCCUGGGGGUUCAGGCAGGGCUAUGGCUCCCAGGGGUGUGUCCUCUUCUUCCUGUGCAGAUCUCCGCUGGCCCGAGGAAAGCAAACGUCUGGAACCAGUUUCCUCUGGGAGUUUGAGGUCUUUAGGAGUCGUCCUGUCUCCACAAGGUGCACUUUGCAGGAGGCUGGGGCGGGCAGGCUCUCACAAGUACACAGGUCAGGGCCUUCCUGGUGGCUUGGGGGCUCCUUCAAGGAAGCCCUUGCCCGGCACCUGCACUGCCAGGAGCAGCAGCAUCACCCACAGGGGCUGCUGGGCCUGCCCCCCGAGCCUGAGCGCCAGCCAGGAGCCUCCGGGUGCUCCCAGGUGGGCCAAGACCCUGCACACAGGCGGGCCACUGCUGUGUGCAAGCGCAUACGUGAGGGUGUGUGUGUGCGUGCGUGCGUGAGCGAGCGUGUGUGUGGCUCUGUGUCCCUCCACCCUCUACGUGGCCCACCUUCUACACUAAGAUUUAAGAUGUUGCCUCGUAUUGUAUAUUUUGGGGAAAGCUUUGGGUGUAAAUCAAUGUAAACUUGGAGGAGAGAUUUUUCUAUCGUGUAGAGUAGGUAUUUUUUAUAGAUUGAAGGUUGAUCAAUUUUUUAAUACUUCUAAGAGAGAAAACUAUCUGUGUAUACACAUGAAAUAUAUAUAUGUACGAUAAUAAACACUGGAACUCUGCUCCCCGCCCUGCUGUGCCCCGCCACACAGACUGGGUCUGUUUCUUUGAACACAAGCUGCUCUGAGACCUUCACGCAGACGCCGGGCACUGGCUGGCACGCUGACCCUGUUUUCACCCCCUCGAGAAAGAUCUCCAGGCCGAGCGACAGUGGCCUGGAUGACGUAGGAGCAUGAGGCCAGGGGCCCCAGCACCGAAGAAAGUUGGUGCUGCAUCUGAGGGGGCUGAGGGGCGGGCCAGGAGCUCCCCAUGGCAUCAUCUGGGCUUGGACAGCAGGAGGCCUUCUGGUCCAGCCAACCCCUCCCAGAGGCGGCAGGAUUUCCCCUCCCGGCUGAGCCCACAGGGGAGUCCAACUGGGGAUGCUCCUGGGGUGGGGCGGGGCGACGUGGUGGGGCCCCAGGGCCAUGUGUUCAUGGUAGGACACAGCCCCCAAGUGCAGCCUGGCUGCUGACAUGGUGCUGAGGGCCAGCAAGGCCGAAGUGGGUAGGGGCAGACAUAGAGAACCCAAAGGAAGACACAGGAAAGGCAAAGGCACCAUGGGAUUGGGCCGGAAAGGCUUGGCAGGGAAGCCAGGGAAGGAGAACUCAGGUGCCACUGCAGUCAUGGGGAUGCCACCAAGGAGCUUCUAAGGGUGAGUGACCAAAUCUGACUUGAAGGGGGGCUGUUAGCUAAAAGUCCCCCAAAAUUGAUUCCCUGGCCCAGGCAUCUCCCACCGCCUAGCACUGAGCUACCUGUGUACCAGACACAGAUGGAGAAACUGAGGCCCCACCCGACCACCCAGUGGGGCAGAGAAGGGCUUGAGCCUAGGUCUGCUGCCCACUCAGCCCCCAGGUGAUGACAGGUUGGCCUGGCCUGCAGCAAGCAGGGCCCCCAGGCCUUGUCCUCAGCUGGGGGUGUGGCAUUAAGAGUCUUU
Messenger RNA from Physeter macrocephalus (sperm whale), 3417 nucleotides. RefSeq names its product rab11 family-interacting protein 3. Gene Ontology annotation, biological process: regulation of cytokinesis; endocytic recycling. The annotation marks the transcript as partial. The record is from RefSeq and is a predicted model, not a curated record. The transcript has 10 exons. NCBI's taxonomy places the organism in Eukaryota, Metazoa, Chordata, Mammalia, Artiodactyla, Physeteridae. Gene Ontology annotation, cellular component: cleavage furrow; midbody; recycling endosome membrane.